Parnassius mnemosyne (clouded apollo) is the source of this 900-nucleotide messenger RNA. The record is from the annotation of a GenBank genome assembly. NCBI's taxonomy places the organism in Eukaryota, Metazoa, Arthropoda, Insecta, Lepidoptera, Papilionidae.
AUGGAUGAGAUCGCUAAGCACUCGGCCUCGUAUCAGCUCGACCAAGAAAUAUUAGACGCUCGUGGCAUCAACAUGACAGUUGAGGAAGUGGCCGGUCUUCCAACCAGUAAGUACUCGGCAAGAGUACAGGCGCUGCAUCUGAAUGUGGACGACUUCAACUUCCUCAAGGGCCUGCGGCGCAGAAUAAAAAAUAGGCUUGCAUCACAGAACAGCCGUAGACGCAGCAUGGAGCAUCUACGAAGGCUGGCGAAAGAGCUGAGAGCUGUUAGGGCUUGUAGGGACGACGCAUUAGCGGAACGUCGAAGUCUACUAGCACGCAGGGAUCUUAUUAGGGCACAUUGUACGCGACUGAGGCGCCAUCUUGUCCAGAUUUUACGUGAGAGAUCAGACCCGACAGAAGUGCCAGAAGAAGAAAUAGAAGAAGUAAGCAUAGAUGAAUCUCAAAACGACCCGUCCAAUGAGAGUCCUAGGAAAAUCGCAGAAACCAAACCCCUUAUAUCUAACUAUAAGAAUAGAAUAGAAGACACGAAGUGCUUCCAAGAGGUUAUGGAAAAGGAGAGAAUAAAGGAUAUAUUUGUUGAGGAUUUAGAAGAAGACAUGAAGGUCUUCGAAUGUCGUAUAGACAAACUUGUUCAACAGAGUGUCAAUCAUAUAUACAAAGGGAAGGACUUGAAGAGAGUCUGCGCCAAAACUAUUUUUAUAACUGAAAAGAGUAUGAAGAUUGAAAGUGUGGAUAAUACAAAAGUAGCGGGCGAGAAUGGAGUUCUUAAUCUCUCUUUGAAGCAGGAGAGGAGAAAGAGUCACGGGAGGAAGCAGUCCGCUCCAAGAAGGAUUGCUUAUGUUUAUCCUGAUGUUAAUGAUGACGUCCUUGAUCUUAAAAUAAAGAAGGAGCCGCAGUGA